AUGAAGGCGCGCCUGACGGCCGCCGCCGAGCACAACGCGCCCGUGUCGCUCUCCGGCGGGGACCUGGCCAUGGUCAAGACGGAGCUGGCGCGCACGCCCGACCUGAGCGACGCCGCCUUCCGCCAGCCGCUGCACCGCGAGGCCAGCAUCCAGGACGUGCUGGCCUGUCUGCUGGACCAGCAGCCGCGCGCCCCCACGAGCUCGCAGAGCGCGGGCGGCAGCUUCCUGGUCAACUCGGAGAACGCCAAGACGGCGGCGGACGCGAAGCCGUCGCUCAAGAAGCUGCUGAGCAGCAACGACUUCACCAUGACGGAGAAGAAGGAGAGCUUGCGCCACCUGCUGAGCUUCAUCGAUAACUCCUUCGCGAGCAACACGCCCGAGCCGCUCACGCAGGUGUACAAGGACUGCGAGGCCGGCACGCUGCAGAGGCUGUCGAGUCUGCAGCUCAUGCGCAGCUUCAUGACGCCCAACCCGCCCACGCAGCAGAGCAACGGACAGGGCGGUAUGGGCACGCGCACCACGAGCUUCGAGAUCAUCCAGGCCAUGCUCAACGCCACGUCCAACCAGGCCAUCCAGAAGCCCAUGACGAGCCAGGACAGCUUCCGCUUCCAGCACUUGGCGCGCACGCUCGAGUGGAUAAUCUGGAUAAUCUGCUGGAUUAUCACGGAUCCAAUGGCAACUCCUCGGCGCCAAAUGCUGCGCCGACGACCAGCGCGCCGGCGCCUGCUGUGCCGCCGAUGCAGUCACAGUCGGCGGGCUUUGUGGACACGCAGACGCUGCUGA
This is a messenger RNA of Phytophthora sojae, 783 nucleotides long. RefSeq lists its product as hypothetical. The record is from RefSeq and is a predicted model, not a curated record. The coding region runs from base 1 to 783 and encodes 260 amino acids. Lineage: Eukaryota; Oomycota; Peronosporomycetes; Peronosporales; Peronosporaceae. The transcript is spliced from 2 exons.